AGCGCUGAGGGUGAUUACUACUGCCUGAAUCAGUCUUGUUUUCAUGGAAUUAACUUUUGUUGGAACAUCAUCUCGCUUCAACACGGUGAGUGGCUAGUCCGUCACGCUGAGCCUGCGUUGCCAUGGACGCCUGUGCCCGUAUCCGAAGAGUUCCUCUCAGGACCAGAGCCUCCAGGAAAGAGGCGGUGCGUGACGGCGGGACUCCGUGUAUGAAGAGCCUUCUGAGCAGCAGAAAGGAGCUGUGCAGCGUGCGAUUGGAGCUGCAGACCAGAGACACUCCAUGCCUGACUGAGAUCCAUUUUGUGUGUUUGCCUGGUCACUCUGAAGGGGAGGAUCGAACUCUACAGGCCCUUUCUUCUCUCCCGGGGGACCUGGCGGAGCUGCUGAGGUCUCUCCACGUCACCAGCCUGAGAAACGAAGAGGUGCUGCUACUGAAGGACAGCAGGAGAUCAGCCGACAGGAGGGACUCUUCUACUCAGCAGCAGUGCUGGCUGAAGGCGGUGUGUGUUCUGAGACCCAGCCCCAGCCAGGCCAUUGUUGGUGUGUUGGUGGGCCUUCUGGGGCGUUACGCUGCGGGGGUCCGCUAUGCCCUGGAGCUCCAGGCCCUCCACAUGGGCACGGCUGAGUCCUGCCAGCCCGAGGACGAUAACACCAACCAGUCUGUGUCGUCCAUCGAAGACGACUUUGUCACCGCUCUGGAACACCAGGAGGAGGAAGACGACAACUCCAAUGGCUCUUAUCUCCAUGGAAACCAGCGUGAUGUGGCCUCCCAGACUGUCCCCGCCCACAAGAGAAACAAGGAUCUAUCAGGUUCCAGGAUCAUAAUCAGCUCUGCCCCAAGGAAGUCCUUAACCAAUCGCAGGUCUCCCCCAGAGGUGUCCAUUACCGUACAGCACUCCAGAGGAGCAGAGUCCCAGUGGACCCUCUACAGCCCAAGAGCCCAGCUCCCCUCCCCCACGCGACCUGUCAGCGAAUCAGAGGAAUCGGAUGGCUCAAGCCCUAGUCCAAUCAUCUUUCUAGAUGAGGUUGGCUACCAGAAGAGUCUCAAAGCGACACUGGACAUCCCUCAGAUCCCUGGGGGACCAACAGACAGGGUGGAGGACUCUGACUCUGAGGUCAGCGAGUUCUUCGACAGCUUUGACCAGUUUGAUGAUCUAGACGAACUGAGCUCAGAGAGCUGUACACUCACUCUGCCUCUAGACCCGACAUCUUCCAUUUCUCCCACCGGCCUAGACCAGAAGAAGAAGUACUCUGAGGCUGGUACUGGCAAGUCGGGGUCCAAGAAAGUGUCCCGAAGCUGUUCCACUAUGAACCCCCACCGGUUCGACCAGCGCACCCUACCGGCCAAUGUGAAGAAACCCACCCCUCUCAGAAGCCCCCUUCCCCCUGGCUCUCCCUUCGGAUCCCCUGACUCCCCCCGGCCGGCCCGGACCUCCUGUGAGGAGAGUGGAGGUCUUCUCUUCAGCCCUGUCAGCUCCUCAGCCUUCAGCCCUUUGGGAGACGGAGGAGCUCUGGAUUUCUUCUGGAAGACCGAGGGAGAGGUAGGAGACAUGUCAGAGCUACGGAAACCCCAGGACCUUUGUACCCUCUACAAAACCUACUCAGACUUUGCCAGCAGUUUGUCCAAGGAGAUCCUGGGCUCUGUGUGUGGAUACCAGUCUCCCGUGGACCUCAACGACAACAAGAACCUGAGCUGUGUCUGUCACAAGGAGUUCCAGAACCAGUCUGGACACGUCAUGAAGCUGUCUGAGAUCCAGGAGACGGUGACUGUCUCCAAGCUGCAGCAGAAGCCCCAGUCUCUGAAGGACGGCAUCCAGAGGUUCGCUACAGACUUGGUAGAGAUGAGUCUGGGCAGCGCCCUGAGAGACCUGCAGAAGGGAGUGUCCUCUUGCACUACCACCCUCUGCCACCUGGCUGCCAGACUCACCUCGUCUGUCUUCCAGAUGGCCUUCCAGGAGAUCGGCAUGCGCCACGCCUACGUCCUGAAGGAACGGGCCGUCAACGGACUGGCUGGGUUCCUGGUGGGAGAGGCGGUGUCAGGGGCUCUGAAAGACUUCCUGAUGGUGAAGAAGCAGAUGUUCAACAGCACGGUGACGCAGUUUGCCGCUGACCUGGCAGAGGAGCUGGUGUUUGAGGGGAUGAUGGAAGUGUGUCAGUUCUCCCAUCCCUCCACCCCCCUCACCCCCCUCACCCCCAGCGAUUGGUAUUUCGGGGUGGGGGAGGACGACGAUGAGGAAGUGGUGUCUUCCUAUGCCUCGGACCUCUCAGAGUCUGUCCUCCAGGAGGCCUUCAUAGAACUGUCCCAGGCUGAUGUUGCCUUCAGUACCCAGGCAGCCAUCAGUGUCUCUGUGAACAACAUCUGCUACGUCAGCGCUGUCGACACACACACCACCUGCAGUACUGCCGCAGGCCACCAGGCUUUCCACGUUAACCCAGCCGAGGAAGGCCCAGGUCCAUCAGGCGACGGUGGCUGUACGGUGAAGAAGGCGCUGUUCUGUGUGUCUGGAAUGGCCAGCUGUGUACCGGUCCCCCAGGCAGGCCAGGCCAUCUCCCACCUCCACGACUCAGAGGAGAUCUGCCAGUGUAAGACCAGCCCCAAGAGGAGCUGCAGCUCAGAGAACAGAGUGGUAACCACAACCUCCUCUGAUGCUACUGCUGCCACACAAACUGACCUGCUGUCAAAGACCCGCUUUCAUAACUUCUCUGGCAACAUGGUGGAUAUGAUAGUGAGUGAAGCAUGUGAACUGAUGACUGCCACGAAGAUGAAGAAGAAGGUGGAGGACUGUGCUGACUUCCUUUCUAAGACCAUAGUGGGUCGGGGACCUCCAUCCGGACAGGAGGGUAGUGUCACUGACCAGACCUCCCUCUACUCUCUCCACCCUCCCUUUCAGACCCCAGGAGGAGUGAACUCUGAGUCAGGCUCCAAGACUGGCAGAGCAGUCGCUGAGACCCUGCCUGUGAUGAACACUCUAGAGGUACCAGGGUUGGAGAUUGGAGGCUGGGGAGGCAGGAAGAUGACCACCUGCGAGGAGAUGGUUCCCAGUCCUGGUCACAAGUCCAACAGGACCCCUGGUACACCCCCCUCGACCCCCCAGCAGCCCAGUGAGGUGUCCCAGGAAAAACAGAUCAAGCAGUUCUCCAAGAAGCUGAAAGAGAAGCUGGCCAAGGAGUUCUCCACUGCCACCCCUCCUCCCACCCCACACUACCAGCCAGGGCCCGAGCCCAAAGAAUCCACCUCUGAGACAGACAAGGCUGACUUCAUGCUCAAACUGAUGAGGUCUCUGUCUGAGGAGGCAGAUGGGAACGAGGAGGAGGAGGAGGAGGAGGAAGAAGAGGGUGGAGUUGAAGGGGUUAACUCUGUAACUGAGACAGGAAGCCGCAUGCAGCCAGAGCUCAACUUCUUGGAUGGAGGACACAAGAUGGCCGACAAGGGAGCCCUCCAUUACGCAGAGCGCCUGGCGUGCCACAUCGUCUCCAUGGCGACAGAGAUAGACACCCUGGGAGGAGUGGAGGAUGGAGGUAGGACGGUGGAGGCCAGGGAGGAGAGGAGAGACGGCAUGGCCCAGUUCUCAGCGCAGACCCUGAACACGCUGUGGAUAUACGCUGGCGAGGUGGCGGGAGAGGUGAUCAGCGACGUGAAGAGGAUAAUGUGGUCAGGACAGUGUCGCCACAGUGCGCUCACACAAGGCAGCCAGGAGCAGUCGGGGGAAUGCCCUCACCACCACCAACCCCAGCCCAGUGUACACAGCAGGGACUGCAGGGUGGGUCGUCUGGCUGAACUGUGGUCCAGUGACCUCCUCUCGUCUGUCCUCCACCCAUCCACCUCUACCCCCAGCUCUGGUCUAUCCUCUGACUACCCCAGCUGUGAGAGUGUGACAGAUGAGUACGCUGGCUACCUCAUCAGGGUGCUAAAGAAAGAGGGAGGCAGCAGGGAGCUGGUCCUGGAUCAGUAUGCCAGCCGCCUGGCCUAUCGCUCCAUCAAACUCGGCCUGGCCCAUGCUGCCCGCAACAUGAAGAAGAGACCCUCCAGGCACCACUCCUCCAGGAGGCUCCAGCAGAAUGGCUGCAGGGGACCCAAUGCGGAGCCAUUCGUACCCAGGGACGAAGCAGGGAGAAUGGGAUCUCCUUCCAGAGACGUUGAUGAUGGGAGCCAGAGGGAGUACAUGGAGCUGGUGAACUUCGCAGAGUCGUUGGCGUGCAACAUCACCUGUGACGUCACACGCAAGCUCUGUGUGCCGUCGGUCCGACUACCCAAGUCCCUGACUGACUCGUGUCUGUAUAAGAAGUCCAAGCUGGAGGACAUGGCAGAGCACCUGAUCAGGAACUCCUUCUCAUGCCCCCUGCUGUACAAGGAGGGGAAUAGCAGGCAGUACCACAGCACAGGCAGCCUGUACGACGGUGGCUACAGCAGUGGAGUCAUGGAGGUCCUGGAACACUAUGCCAGGAACAUAGUGGACGACACGUUGGAGAUGGGCCUGGCCUCGGCAGGAAACCCAGCCCUGCAGGGUCCAUACAGACACCUCCACUCUGAGAGGCGAGCAGUGGGCUCUGCACUAGGGGAAACAACCUGCCGAUACUGCCAGGUCAGGGAGUGUCUGUUCUGCUCACGGCCCAACAGGCAGCACCUCCUCGGGGGAGGAGCAGGCCAGAGGAGGAGGCUGGAAGGGGAUGUGGGGGUGUGCGGCCUGGAGAUCCCUGAGAUCCACAUCAAUCUGGACCGCAGGGCCGUGUUCGCAGAGGAGAUGGUCACUACGGCGAUGGAGGGGGCCAAGCGCGAGCUGAGCAACACCAGCCUGAACGCCGACAGCGGGAUCGGACACGACGGGUGCAGCUUCGCCGAGAGCCUGACCGCCGAGAUCAUGACAUCAGCACUAUCCAACACACGCCAGACCACCAACCUCAGUUUCCCAGGCAGGGAGGCCACAGAGUCCUCUGUGUCCCAGCAGCUCAGUCUGAGUGUGGGAGAUGACAGCCUGGGCAGCUGGUCCCGCCUCAGCUUCGAGGACGAACACCCUGACGAGACCAGCAGCUUCCUGCACCUCAGCGACAGCAAUGGGAACAGCAGUAGUUGGAGCAGCCUGGGGUUAGAGGGAGAGGUGUAUGAAGACCGCCUGUCCUUCUCUCCCUCUGACAGCGAAGGCACUGAGGACAAGGAGCUCGAGACCAAGGAUGAAUCAUGCGGUUCAGUGCGUGUGGGCCAGGCUCAGGCUUACAGGCACCUCCUGGUGGUAAAUUCUGAGCUCAGGGAGAUGACUCCUGACCCACAGCACAUGACCUUUGACCCCCAGCUCAGGAGCAUGCUGCAGUGGGCGGCGGCCUCCAUGGCUGACUUGCCCAUGGUUCAGCUGAGUCCUAGUGGCAGCAGGGAGCUGCAGCAGCUGCCUGCGGUGGUCCAGAGGCUGAAGGAGAGGGAGUGGAAGGUGGGAGAGCUGCUCCAAGCCCUGCUGCAUUACUGUGAGGAGACCCAAACACACACCCCACCCCAGUCUGAACCCAGAGAGGCGGGGAGAGCAUCUCACCACACUCCCCUCUUCCAGUGGCUCCUGGAGCACGCUUAGGCUCACUGCACCUCUCCUACCUCCCCUCCCUCCUUACCUCUCCCCAACACUACUUACUGUACAGUAUAUCUGUGAAGCCUGCUACAUAGUCAGCACUACCUGUUAAACUAAACCCUAUGAAGAUUCCCAUCACUUCUCAGUGAUGUGCAGCGUACCUGCCAAACCCAGAGCCCCCAAUCUAGCCUCCUCGUACCGUGGAUCGUGUCCCUUGUAGGGCUGUACCCCCAUCGUUACCCGGAGGGCGCUAUUAAAAACAGCAAUUCUUAUUAUUGUGUGCGUGUGUGGGCAUAUUGCCUAACGUAACUGAAAGCAAUUGUGUAUUUUCUUCUCUCUUCUCUGGUUUUGUUGUGAUUGUUUUUAAAGGGAUUCUUCUGGAUUUUCUAUUCCCUCCGUCAGAUGAACACCCGGAUAGCGUUGGCGCAAUGACUGGGAGUCUAUGGUAUCUACUAGCAUGCCAGCAGUUACCCAUAGACAUCCACUCAUUGCACUAACACUAGUUAGCAUCUUUCAAACUGCACGCAGAGGCAUAUCUGGUAUCCAUUGGUUUAUUUGACUCUUCAUUGCCAAAAUCCCAAAGUAUCCCUUUAAUAUUGGUCUGUAUAUCACAGGUUGAUUAGUGUGUUGUCGUUGACGACUGGCUUUGUUAAAGCGUUCCUACCCUGGUGCUACAGAGAGUAACUUUAACCUCUGUUACAGACGGUAACCUUCUGUUACAGGGGAGGGCGAGAGAGUAACUGUAACCUUCUGUUACAGGGGAGGGUGAGAGAGUAACAUUAACCUCUGUUACAGGGGAGGGUGAGAGAGUAACUGUAACCUUCUGUUACAGGGGAGGGUGAGAGAGUAACAUUAACCUCUGUUACAGGGGAGGGCGAGAGAGUAACUGUAACCUUCUGUUACAGGGGAGGGUGAGAGAGUAACAUUAACCUCUGUUACAGGGGAGGGCGAGAGAGUAACUGUAACCUUCUGUUACAGGGGAGGGUGAGAGAGUAACUGUAACCUUCUGUUACAGGGGAGGGUGAGAGAGUAACUGUAACCUUCUGUUACAGGGGAGGGUGAGAGAGUAACUGUAACCUUCUGUUACAGGGGAGGGUGAGAGAGUAACUUUAACCUCUGUUACAGGGGAGGGUGAGAGAGUAACUGUAACCUUCUGUUACAGGGGAGGGUGAGAGAGUAACUGUAACCUUCUGUUACAGGGGAGGGUGAGAGAGUAACUGUAACCUUCUGUUACAGGGGAGGGUGAGAGAGUAACUGUAACCUUCUGUUACAGGGGAGGGUGAGAGAGUAACUUUAACCUCUGUUACAGGGGAGGGUGAGAGAGUAACUUUAACCUCUGUUACAGGGGAGGGUGAGAGAGUAACUUUAACCUCUGUUACAGGGGAGGGUGAGAGAGUAACUUUAACCUCUGUUACAGGGGAGGGUGAGAGUAACUUUAACCUCUGUUACAGGGGAGGGUGAGAGAGUAACUUUAACCUCUGUUACAGGGGAGGGUGAGAGAGUAACUUUAACCUCUGUUACAGGGGAGGGUGAGAGAGUAACUUUAACCUCUGUUACAGGGGAGGGUGAGAGAGUAACUUUAACCUCUGUUACAGGGGAGGGCGAGAGAGUAACUUUAACCUCUGUUACAGACGGUAACCUUCUGUUACAGGGGAGGGCGAGAGAGUAACUGUAACCUUCUGUUACAGGGGAGGGUGAGAGAGUAACUUUAACCUCUGUUACAGGGGAGGGUGAGAGAGUAACUUUAACCUCUGUUACAGGGGAGGGUGAGAGAGUAACUUUAACCUCUGUUACAGGGGAGGGUGAGAGAGUAACUUUAACCUCUGUUACAGGGGAGGGUGAGAGAGUAACCUUAACCUCUGUUACAGGGGAGGGCGAGAGAGUAACCUUAACCUCUGUUACAGGGGAGGGCGAGAGAGUAACCUUAACCUUCUGUUACAGGGGAGGGCGAGAGAGUAACUUUAACCUCUGUUACAGGGGAGGGCGAGAGAGUAACUUUAACCUCUGUUACAGGGGAGGGCGAGAGAGUAACUUUAACCUCUGUUACAGGGGAGGGUGAGAGAGUAACUUUAACCUCUGUUACAGGGGAGGGUGAGAGAGUAACUUUAACCUCUGUUACAGGGGAGGGUGAGAGUAACUUUAACCUCUGUUACAGGGGAGGGUGAGAGUAACUUUAACCUCUGUUACAGGGGAGGGUGAGAGAGUAACCUUAACCUCUGUUACAGGGGAGGGUGAGAGAGUAACUUUAACCUCUGUUACAGGGGAGGGUGAGAGAGUAACCUUAACCUCUGUUACAGGGGAGGGUGAGAGAGUAACGUUAACCUCUGUUACAGGGGAGGGUGAGAGUAACUUUAACCUCUGUUACAGGGGAGGGUGAGAGAGUAACUUUAACCUCUGUUACAGGGGAGGGCGAGAGAGUAACUUUAACCUCUGUUACAGGGGAGGGUGAGAGAGUAACUUUAACCUCUGUUACAGGGGAGGGUGAGAGAGUAACCUUAACCUCUGUUACAGGGGAGGGUGAGAGAGUAACCUUAACCUCUGUUACAGGGGAGGGUGAGAGAGUAACUUUAACCUCUGUUACAGGGGAGGGCGAGAGAGUAACUUUAACCUCUGUUACAGGGGAGGGCGAGAGAGUAACUUUAACCUCUGUUACAGGGGAGGGCGAGAGAGUAACUUUAACCUCUGUUACAGGGGAGGGCGAGAGUAACUUUAACCUCUGUUACAGACAGUAACCUUCUGUUACAGGGGAGGGUGAGAGAGUAACCUUAACCUUCUGUUACAGGGGAGGGUGAGAGUAACUUUAACCUCUGUUACAGGGGAGGGUGAGAGAGUAACUUUAACCUCUGUUACAGGGGAGGGUGAGAGAGUAACUUUAACCUCUGUUACAGGGGAGGGUGAGAGAGUAACUUUAACCUCUGUUACAGGGGAGGGCGAGAGAGUAACUUUAACCUCUGUUACAGAGGAGGGUGAGAGUAACUUUAACCUCUGUUACAGGGGAGGGUGAGAGAGUAACUUUAACCUCUGUUACAGGGGAGGGUGAGAGAGUAACUUUAACCUCUGUUACAGGGGAGGGUGAGAGAGUAACUUUAACCUCUGUUACAGGGGAGGGUGAGAGAGUAACUUUAACCUCUGUUACAGGGGAGGGUGAGAGAGUAACUUUAACCUCUGUUACAGGGGAGGGUGAGAGAGUAACUUUAACCUCUGUUACAGGGGAGGGUGAGAGAGUAACUUUAACCUCUGUUACAGGGGAGGGUGAGAGAGUAACUUUAACCUCUGUUACAGGGGAGGGCGAGAGAGUAACCUUAACCUUCUGUUACAGGGGAGGGCGAGAGAGUAACCUUAACCUCUGUUACAGGGGAGGGUGAGAGAGUAACUUUAACCUCUGUUACAGGGGAGGGUGAGAGAGUAACUUUAACCUCUGUUACAGGGGAGGGUGAGAGAGUAACUUUAACCUCUGUUACAGGGGAGGGUGAGAGUAACUUUAACCUCUGUUACAGGGGAGGGUGAGAGUAACUUUAACCUCUGUUACAGGGGAGGGUGAGAGAGUAACCUUAACCUCUGUUACAGGGGAGGGUGAGAGAGUAACUUUAACCUCUGUUACAGGGGAGGGUGAGAGAGUAACCUUAACCUCUGUUACAGGGGAGGGUGAGAGAGUAACGUUAACCUCUGUUACAGGGGAGGGUGAGAGUAACUUUAACCUCUGUUACAGGGGAGGGUGAGAGAGUAACUUUAACCUCUGUUACAGGGGAGGGCGAGAGAGUAACUUUAACCUCUGUUACAGGGGAGGGUGAGAGAGUAACUUUAACCUCUGUUACAGGGGAGGGUGAGAGAGUAACCUUAACCUCUGUUACAGGGGAGGGUGAGAGAGUAACCUUAACCUCUGUUACAGGGGAGGGUGAGAGAGUAACUUUAACCUCUGUUACAGGGGAGGGCGAGAGAGUAACUUUAACCUCUGUUACAGGGGAGGGCGAGAGAGUAACUUUAACCUCUGUUACAGGGGAGGGCGAGAGAGUAACUUUAACCUCUGUUACAGGGGAGGGCGAGAGUAACUUUAACCUCUGUUACAGACAGUAACCUUCUGUUACAGGGGAGGGUGAGAGAGUAACCUUAACCUUCUGUUACAGGGGAGGGUGAGAGUAACUUUAACCUCUGUUACAGGGGAGGGUGAGAGAGUAACUUUAACCUCUGUUACAGGGGAGGGUGAGAGAGUAACUUUAACCUCUGUUACAGGGGAGGGUGAGAGAGUAACUUUAACCUCUGUUACAGGGGAGGGCGAGAGAGUAACUUUAACCUCUGUUACAGAGGAGGGUGAGAGUAACUUUAACCUCUGUUACAGGGGAGGGUGAGAGAGUAACUUUAACCUCUGUUACAGGGGAGGGUGAGAGAGUAACUUUAACCUCUGUUACAGGGGAGGGUGAGAGAGUAACUUUAACCUCUGU
This is a messenger RNA of Oncorhynchus nerka (sockeye salmon), 9991 nucleotides long. RefSeq names its product A-kinase anchor protein 11-like. Lineage: Eukaryota; Metazoa; Chordata; Actinopteri; Salmoniformes; Salmonidae. Gene Ontology annotation, cellular component: cytoplasm. Bases 123 to 5558 code for a protein of 1811 amino acids. The transcript is spliced from 14 exons. Gene Ontology annotation, molecular function: protein kinase A binding. The record is from RefSeq and is a predicted model, not a curated record.